Messenger RNA from Clarias gariepinus (North African catfish), 3114 nucleotides. RefSeq names its product osteoclast stimulatory transmembrane protein (gene ocstamp). The transcript is spliced from 3 exons. Bases 1 to 1650 code for a protein of 549 amino acids. The record is from RefSeq and is a predicted model, not a curated record. Gene Ontology annotation, cellular component: membrane. Lineage: Eukaryota; Metazoa; Chordata; Actinopteri; Siluriformes; Clariidae.
AUGUGUGUUUGUGAACAGAUUCCACUUCCAUAUGAUGUUGACAAACGGUCAUUUACUCAUUUUACCAUCUGGAUCCCUGUCCUUCAGUUCAUCUUUCUAUUUUCUUCACUACUCUGCUGUUUAUUCUCUGUACACAGCAAAAUGUUUCUCAAGACUAACUGGCCCACAUUCAGAGCAUCGGUAAGGAAUGCCCUAGGUUUCCUCUGGUCCGCCUAUUCUACUCCGACCCCAAAAAGUGGCAAACACUUAUUUACCCUCCUGCUGCUUUGUUUGGGCAUCUCCGCAAGCACUGGUGCUUUACUCUUCCACUGGCUAAAUGGGCUGUUAAGGUACCACCCACAGACUGCGGGCAUCGCCACAGGAAUCUACACGAUAGCCAUCUUGAUCUUUACAUUUCUCGUACAUCCUUUUCGUUGUGCAUUCACACUGAUGUUUCCAACACUAGGGACACAACAGGGGCGCAAACUCGUUCUCUCCUUAUGUGUAAUAAUCGUGCUGAUUUAUGUUCUGCCGAACAUUGCCACUAACAUAGCUGAACUUACACACCUUGUGAAGUGUACGUCAGAGAACGUCGCUCACAGUGUCCUAAAUUCUUCGGCAUUAAGCAACAUUAUAAAGAGCGAUUUGGUUUCUAAAGUUAAAAAUAUUAGGGAUUUGGCUUUUACGACAUUUGGGGAGACACUAACUAGUUUUGACCACAGCACAGACAUUGACGUGACUGGUCUAAGAGAAAAUCUAAAAAAGUUAAGCAAACAUGUCGGGCAGGAUUUUUCCAAAGCCAUACAUCAACUAGAGGAACUGAAAAUCCUUUUAAGCAGAAUAUUUGCUGCUGGUUUAGUGAUCUACCUUUUUAUGGAUUCAGCCAUUUACCUGAAAUCAUACCUGACAUUGAUGAGAUUUGAUAAUGUCUACAUUACAGGGCUGCUCAAAACAAAUGCAUGUAAAAGAGGAAUCGAAGUAGAGGCGAAGGAUGUAAAAAAUGGAGUGAAUGUCACCAGCUUUAAAAUGUCGAAAAGAGAACUCUUUAAGUGUUUACUUCCUGUUCUCAUGAUCACAUUGUACCUGAUGAUGACAGUCAUGCUUCUAGUACUUGACCACAUAGUGCAUUAUGCUGUGGUAACAGGCGGGCAUGGACUUUUGGACAUUCCACCAACUGACAUUUCCUUGGACAUUCAUUUUAAGGUUUAUUAUAAGCAUAACACCUGUGCUAUAUUUGGCUGCGGACCCUCUGAAGUGGUGAACUUUGCCAGAAUGUACAAUGCCACCAUUAGUUCUGAUGUGAAUCAGUGCAAGACCAGACCAAGCCAGCUGAAUGCAGGUGUGAUCCUCGCGCUGCUUCUGCUCUACUUCCUGAGUUACUGUCUCGCUUUCCUGGAGGUCUAUGCUCGACGCCUUCGCAGGAAAGUGGCUGCUUCCUUUUUCCAGCCACAAGAGGAGAAAAGAAUCACAUUUCUUCUUAAUCAAAUUAUGACCAAGAAAAAGAAAAAACAAGCGAAACAGGCGGAACUUGAAAGUAAUGAGAACAAGAAGCAGGAAAAUGAUAAAAGAGUAUUAAGGCUUUUGCCUCUUGCUAGAUUAACUGCAUGCUUCCCAGCAAGAAAAGACAAUGCAGUCAAGCAUACUGAUGAAAACCAGAAGCCAGAUCCCUAAUUUUACUGGUUGAGACUAAUAAGUAGCAAUUAACAUAUAUGAACAUUUGACUGUUAUGUUAAGUUAUUAUGUUAAGUACAGCACAGCGAUGCAGAGAGUAACAUAGCAGCUUCACAGCAAAGUUACAGGUACUUAAGUUCUAUUCAUUGCAUGGUUUUUCUGUCUAUGUGGGUUUUUCCAAGUUUUAUAGUUUCCUCCUAAUCCCCAAAAGAUGUGGUUGGGGAAACUGGUUAAAAAAGAUGAAAGUGAGCAACUUUUGAAAAGAAAAGAAAACAAAACAGUAUUAUACUGUAUACCAAUGUUAGUAAUUUAUAUUCAUUUUUAUGACUUUGUAUUCAUAUCACAUUAUAUUUAAUACCAACCAAUUUAUGAUAAGAAUUGUAACAUAAUAUUGUUUAUCCUACAAUUUCCAUAUACAGGACCUAUAGAACAAGGCAAGAAUGAUAUACCACUAAAUGUCCACUUGAUGUCAGUAGUUUAACAGAUUUAAACUUCCUGGCAGUGCAUGCUUAAUGGAAUUUUUGUGGCAAAGUAUUAUUAUUAUUAUUAUUUUUCCCUGUGUGUUUGUAAAGUGUGUGUGCAUUUAGAUAUAUGCAUACUAUAUGUAAAUAAGUUUACAUGUAAAUAUGUGUACUGUAUGUGUAUGUGUGUGCUGCAACAGUCAAGAGACUCAGCCUGCAUGGAAGUCCUUUAAAAAAAAAAACAAGAAAUAAACUGCUGGAUAAUAAUGAAAAAAGAAAAAUGAAAAUUUACUUCCAAUCAUUUACAGUACCAGUCAAAGGUUUUUUAAUUAGUUUUGAUUUAUUUUUUACGGUACGUUCUAAAACAAUACUGGAUUCUAUUCAAAAUUAUAAAAUAACACCUUUGGAAUUAGGUAAUUAAGUAUCAACAACAACAACCACAGUCAGUUGUUAUUUUAGGACAUCUGAAACAAAAAGCUAAAAAAACAUCUAAUUAGGAGGUGUUUCCUUUUUACUGGUAGUGUAAAUAUUUGUCUUAUUAAUUUAAGGGGAAUCAGCAAUGCUACUUUAAUGAACAUACUUUGAUUAGGAAUUGAUUUAGUCAGAGGAGGCCCUAUCUAAGGUAAACUAUUGUAGGGCACAAGCGCACACGCGCACACACACUUACAUCCUGUGUAAUUUGGAAAUUCCAAUUAGCCUAAUCUACAUGUGUAUGAACUGCAGAAGGAAGCUGGAGUACCCAGAGAUUUCCUCACAUUCACACACACACGAAAGUAGAACUCGAAUCCUGCAGGAGGUAGCCAUAGUGCUAACCACUACUCCAUUGUCCAACGCCAGUUGUACAAACCGACAUACAAUUUUGUAUCCUUUAACACAGGCCUGAAUCUUAUUAUUAGUCAUAUUUUAUAAAUUAAGUCUCAGACUGCUGAUUACUGUCAUUGUGAUCCCGUGAAAGAGAGCCUGGGCUUUUGUAAAGAACUGUACCUGUUCAUAUGCUGCAAAA